AUGCAGAUGCAAUUUCUUGUAAUUUUUUUGAUAUUUUUAUUAUUUUUAAAUGAUGUUGGUGCUCAAGUAACUAGAAAAGGAUAUAUAUCACAUAGAAGAGUUGGUAAACCAAGAAGUAGAAAAAAUAGUUCAAGUGUUGUUGUUCCAAGACCAAAAGGUCCAUGUUAUGCUAGAACACCUGUAUUAGCUCAACCAAAUACAGUUAUUGAUAAGUUAGUAACUUGGAAUAGGGGUAGAUAUAGAGAUAUAUUAAAUCAAAAUGGUAGGGUCACAAAUCAAUAUAAAGGAGGGAUUUAUGUUGAGAGAAUUGGAAGUAAUAGUCAAGUUCAUUAUUCACCAGUUUAUAAAUUACCAGAAAUAACUCCUAGAUCUAGAAAUGAAUUCUAA
This is a messenger RNA of Dentiscutata erythropus, 387 nucleotides long. NCBI's taxonomy places the organism in Eukaryota, Fungi, Glomeromycota, Glomeromycetes, Diversisporales, Gigasporaceae. The record is from the annotation of a GenBank genome assembly.